GCAGGAGAGAGGUAGAGGUAGAGACAGAGGAAGAGACAGCUGUGGAGUGAGAUACACAGAACUGCAAGGAGAGAGCAAUAGAGAAAUAGAGAUAGAGUUUGACAGAGAGUUAGAGAGACGGAAAAGAGGCACACACAGCAUUCCCCCUCCACUCACCCCUCGUCUUACCCUCGACCCUUGUCUCCCUUCUUACGACCACCUGAGGCAGAGACACACAGCUCUACCAGCGCAGGGGGGAGAGGACUGGACACACACUAACACACACUCAUUUUCUCUCUGUUGAAAGAAGACAGGAAUACACACUUUCUUUUUGUUUUCUGUCUCCGCUUCUACUCUCGUUCUUGGACAGGAAAAAAGGAUUCCAGUUUGUUUCUUCAGCACAAAGAGUUUUCCUUUAUCCUCCAGAAGCCCUGAGUCACGUUGGGCCUCCUUUCUCCCUCCGAGAGCUCAGAGCAACAUGGCACAGGGACAAAAGAACCACAGCCACAGCAGGCAGCAGCGGAGGGGACCACUACUCACUAACCCCUUCUCCACCGUGGCACUAUCCCUCCUCCUCUUGCUCCUCACCUCCCCCGCCUCGGCCGCUGACGAAUACGACUACUACAGCUGGCAGUCGGACAACUUCCACAACGGCCGCUUCUACACCAAGGAGCCGCAGUGUGUGGACAUCCCCGCCGAUUUACGCCUCUGCCACAACGUGGGCUACAAGAAGAUGCGCCUGCCCAACCUGCUGGACCACGAGACCAUGCCCGAGGUCAAACAGCAGGCGGGAAGCUGGGUGCCGCUCCUCGCCAAGCGAUGCCAUGCGGAUACACAGGUGUUCCUGUGUUCCCUGUUUGCCCCUGUGUGUCUGGACAGGCCCAUCUACCCGUGUCGUUCGUUGUGUGAGGCCGUGAGGGACAGCUGUGCCCCCGUUAUGGAGACAUACGGGUUCCCCUGGCCGGAGAUGUUGACCUGCGAUAAGUUUCCUAUUGAUAAUGAUCUGUGUAUCCCCAUACAGUUUGCUGGGAACCAGGCCACCCCGGCGCCAGGUAAGACCACACAAACUUAUUCACAACCCUAUUCAGAGACCGUAUACUAACUGUGAAAGAGAGCCACUAUAUG
This is a messenger RNA of Salvelinus sp. IW2-2015, 1104 nucleotides long. RefSeq names its product secreted frizzled-related protein 5-like. Lineage: Eukaryota; Metazoa; Chordata; Actinopteri; Salmoniformes; Salmonidae. The record is from RefSeq and is a predicted model, not a curated record. Gene Ontology annotation, molecular function: Wnt-protein binding. Gene Ontology annotation, biological process: non-canonical Wnt signaling pathway; canonical Wnt signaling pathway.